AAAACAAUGUAGUUAGAGCUAGCUUUAUGUAUAGAAAUAUGAUAUAUAUAAAUGGGAUUCCUCUCUCAUUAAAUAAAACUAUCAGACCAAAAAAAUUUUUAAUAUAUUUUAUAUUACUUUUUUUAUUUAUAUGUCUAUUAACAUUUUUUUCUUUACCUGAAUUAACAACUAAAAAAAGUCCAAUAUUGUUUAUUUCAAAUAAUUAUUCUAUACCCGAAGAUAUUUAUGAUAACCCAAAGUUCGUACCACCUUUUAAAAUUCCAGGAAACAUGCCAAAAUUUACAAAUUCAAAUUUAUAUAUUGAAUCCUUAGAUCUUAAAAAAGGUAUACCUAUUUAUACAAUUGCAAAAAAGGAAUCCAUGCCACAAAUUUAUAUCCGUAAUAAAUAUAUAUCCGAACAAGAUUCCGAUUCAUCCAGUUCUGACAUUAUUCACAAAAGGAAUAAAGUGAAACAAAUGAUGAAAUUUGCAUGGGAUGGUUAUGUUAAAUAUGCUUUUGGUUAUAAUGAGCUGAAACCAAUAUCAAAACAACCACAUUUUGGCAGCAUUUUUGGAAAGGAUAAACUUGGUCUAACUAUUAUUGACAGUUUAGACACUCUACUCAUCAUGAAUCUUACCAACGAAUAUAAAACUGGGUAUGAUUGGGUAAUCAAUAAUCUGUCUUUCAAUAAAGUAAAAAGCUCCAUAUCAAUAUUCGAGACCAACAUUCGAUAUAUAGGGGGUUUAUUGACCAUUUAUUUAUUGACCUUUGAUAAAAAGCUCUUAGAUAAGGCUAUGGAAAUUGCUGAUUUGUUGAUGCCUGCAUUUGAGACUCCUAUGGGUCUACCAUAUUCAACAUUAGAUAUUAAUAGUAAAAGGGGUAAAAACUACUUCUGGGCCCAGGGUGACUCCUUCAUUUUAUCGGAAAUAGGAACAUUGCAAUUGGAAUACGAAUUAUUAUCAAAAUUAUCCGGCCUCGAUAUUUAUGCUCAAAAAGUUAUGAAAAUUCGAGAGUAUUUGAGCAGUAUUCCAAAGAGAGAUGGGCUAGUUAAUAACUAUAUUGACCCUAACGUUGACGCCCACAGAACAUCAAUAAAUUACAUAUCGUUGGGAGGCCUGGGGGAUAGUUUUUACGAAUAUUUGAUAAAAUCGUACAUUAUCACCGACCGUAAGGAUCUUCAGGGAAAAUUUAUGUUUGAUCAAGCUAUGAAAGGCGUACAAAAACUUUUAGUACAAAAAUCGGUCUCCAAUUUAACUUACCUAGCUCAAAUCAGAGAUGGUAAAAUUGAACACAAAAUGGAUCACUUGGCUUGUUUCUUCGGCGGUCUCUUAGCUUUAACUAGUCAAUACGAACACAACCAAACAACCAGUGACGCAUAUUUAACCUUGGCGCGCGAAAUCACUGAAACUUGUCAUCAAGCCUACCUAAAUAGUCCCUUGCAUUUAUGCCCCGAAGUAUUUCUUUUCGAUCCUGAUCGCCAAUUAGAAGCUCGGACAGAUAAUUCCAAAGAAGUGCAUUAUAUACUUAGGCCUGAAACAUUCGAAUCAUAUUUUUACCUCUACAGAAUUACGGGUGAUGAAAUUUAUAGAGACUAUGCUUGGCAAGCUGUUUUGGCUUUGGAAGAACACACUAAAAUUGGGGUCGGUUAUUCAGGAGUGCGUAACGUAUACUCUACUCGUUCCGACCACGAUGACGUUCAGCAAUCUUAUUUUAUGGCGGAGGCCUUGAAAUAUCUCUACCUUAUAUUUUGUCCCGACACCUAUUUACCCUUAGACAAAUGGGUUUUUAACACCGAAGGCCAUCCACUGUUAAAGCACUAUCUUUUACCAGGCUUGGAUGAUGAUCAAAAUCAUAAUGAGGAAAGGGGGGAAGAUAUAAACGACGAUGGGGCUGCUUUGGAUCUCGAGAGGCAGGAAAGCGAGAAAGUUCAAGAACUGCAAGAUAUUGAGGAGAAUGGAGAUAAUGCAAGGAGAAUGGACCCCGUGGAAUCAAAUAAUCAAGUGUGAAAUGAAAAUUUUUCGCCUGUUGAACUUUGUUUUCUCAGAUAUAGAUUAUUUGAGGAUUUAUGAAAUGGGGAUCUGAAUCGUUUUUAAAAUUGUUUUUUUCGAUUCUCUGGGGAAGUUUAUUUAUGAACAAAAUAAAGUGCUAAUAAUUACAAUUUUUUUUAAAAAUAAUCUUUUUUGGUUGGGGUUUAGACGUGGAUGCAAAUUUAAAAUGUUAUUUUUUUUAUACAAAAAUUUAGGUUUCAUUAAACAUAAGACUAAACUAUUUGUUUAUCUAAUCAUUUUACAUGCGCAAAAA
Molecule: messenger RNA, 2280 nt
Organism: Gordionus sp. m RMFG-2023
Lineage: Eukaryota; Metazoa; Nematomorpha; Gordioida; Chordodea; Parachordodidae
Product: mannosyl-oligosaccharide 1,2-alpha-mannosidase IA-like
Exons: 12
Coding region: 27-1985 (652 amino acids)
Biological process (GO): carbohydrate metabolic process; mannose trimming involved in glycoprotein ERAD pathway
Cellular component (GO): endoplasmic reticulum; Golgi membrane
Molecular function (GO): mannosyl-oligosaccharide 1,2-alpha-mannosidase activity; calcium ion binding
Source: RefSeq, a predicted model, not a curated record